Condylostylus longicornis is the source of this 3421-nucleotide messenger RNA. RefSeq names its product cell division cycle protein 27 homolog (gene Cdc27). The transcript has 6 exons. Bases 172 to 3006 code for a protein of 944 amino acids. Gene Ontology annotation, molecular function: protein binding. The record is from RefSeq and is a predicted model, not a curated record. Gene Ontology annotation, biological process: cell division. Lineage: Eukaryota; Metazoa; Arthropoda; Insecta; Diptera; Dolichopodidae.
UAUUUUCAGAAGGCAUAAUUUUUUUUUAAUUUCAAGGCGACAUAUGUUUGCUUCAUGAAUUUUGUAAUGUUCGUAAAAGUGAAAAUCGAGAACCCAUAGAAAUUUUUUCUAUUGAAAAUUGGAAUUUUCAAGUUUAAAAAAACUAUUUAAAUAUAAUUAAAAUUUAUAAUAAUGAUAAUACAGGAACCAGUACAGGCAGCCAUUUGGCAUUGUUUAAACCAUUAUAAUUAUAAAGAUGCAACUUUUCUUGCCGAAAGACUUUGUGCUGAGAUCGAAACGGAUGAAACAAUCUUUAUAUUAGCCACAUGUUAUUUUCGUUCAAAUAAUAUUCAUCAAGCAUACUGGUUAUUAAAAACAAAAUCAUCUUAUUCCCCACAAUGUAGAUAUUUACUAGCAAAAUGUGCCUAUCAGUUAAAAAAAUUAGUUGAAGCUGAAGCUGCGAUUUCUUCUAUUAAUUUCAAUGAAAUAAAAAAUUUUGAAGAAAUUGGAAAAGAAUUUGGGGAAAUAGCAUGUUUUGUUUUACAACUGAUCGCCAAUAUAUGUUUACAAACAGAGAGAAAAAGAAUUGCUAUUGAAGCAAAUAAAAUGGCUUUAAAAUUAAAUCCCUUCUUAUGGCAUUCAUUUGCAGAUUUAUGUAAUAUGGGUGAAAAGGUUGAUCCAAAUUCGAUAUUUCAAUUUUCCAGCGCGGAUAUAUUUAACACAUGCCAAGGAAACACCAAUACAAACCCAAUGAUCUUGUUUGGUAAUAACGGAGCAAAUUCAGUUAUUAUGUUAGACGCUUGUCUAAUAACAUCUGCUGUUGGUGUAAAUAAUAAUAUGCCUUUAAAUAAUACAUCGACAACAAUUAACAGCUCCGGUGAUAUAAUCAAUAAUACAAGUAGUAAUAAUUAUAUUUUGUCUACUCCUGGAGACAAUAAUUUACAGACACCGAUUAAUCCACCAACAAAUAUACGAAAUAUAGGUGGAGGACUUUGUAACAUUAAUAAUAUCAGUAUCGGUCCAAUGCACUCUAUAGAUGAUACGUUAUUUUCCUCGUCACCAGUAGAAACAGUUAAUGCUGAUAAUUGCACACCAAUAAUACGCAAACAGUUUAAAUAUUUAUCAAUGCGUACACCAGGAAGUCCAAGUUUUGGAAUAUUGCCAAUUAGUCCAGUUGACACUCCUAUUAGUGGUAGUAAUUAUUUUGGUGGUAGCAAUGUAGGUAGUAAUCUGACUACACCAAUUAAUAACAGUAACAAUAAUAUAAGUAAUAUUAACAAUAUAAACAACAAUAUUCAAUCUCCUCAAACAUUGGUAGAAAUGAAUCAAGAACAAAAACCCGUAGGUAAAAAAUUAAAAGGACAUGUAGGUGGUAUAUUAGUACGCAAGGAUUCGCCUAUUCCAAAUACUAAGCCAACUGUUUUUACUCAAACUGGAAAUAUAACAUCACGUACGCCCAAUAAUAACUCAAGUCAAAACGUGAGAAGAUCAUCUCGAUUAUUUAGUAAUAAUAAUUAUUCUGUUAAGGAAAAUAGUAGUAAAUCGCCAAAUAUUAAUAGUAAAUUUGUUCAGCCGCGUUCACCGCCACGGAAAACUAAAUCACGUUUAACAAAAAUUACAGAACUUAUUAACGAAAAAGAUUCAACUGUUACAAACAUGAAAAAAGAUAAAAAUCAAACAACACAAGUAAACGAAAAAAUUGAAACUAUAACUUCAGCUACCGACGUAGAUUCAAAAGUUUUGUUAAAUAAUACAUUAAACUCAGCUCAAACAAUGGCACAGCAUGUUGUUAAUUUAAAAAAGCAAAGUGUAGAAGGAUUGAUGGCAUUACUUCGGGAUAUAGGACAAAGUUAUUUACAAUUAUCUCAGUAUAAUUGUACGGAAGCUGUUACUAAUUUCAAUGAAAUUCCAAAACGACAUCAUCAAUCUAGCUGGGUACAAAGUCAAAUAGCAUUAGCAUACUACGAACAACGUAAAUAUGAAAAUGCUGUUGAAGUUUUUAAGAGUAUACAUGAAAAAGAACCAUACCGUUUACAAUAUAUGGAAAUAUAUAGUACCGUUUUAUGGCACCUUCAAAAAGAUGUAGCACUUAGCGCUUUGGCGCAAGAUCUAAUGGCAGUUGAUAAGAAUUCUCCUGUAACGUGGUGUGUUUCUGGAAAUUGUUUUUCAUUACACAAGGAACAUGAAACCGCAAUAAAGUUCUUUAAACGUGCAGUACAAGUUGAUCCUAAUUUUGUUUAUAGUUAUACCUUGCUUGGACAUGAAUUAAUUAUUACUGAAGAAUUAGAAAAAGCUAUGAAUUACUUUAGAACAGCAAUUACAAAAGAUUCCCGACAUUACAAUGCUUGGUUUGGUAUUGGAACCAUUUAUUCAAAACAAGAACGUUAUGAAUUAGCAGAAUUACAUUAUAGACACGCUUUAAAAAUUAAUCCAAAAAAUUCUAUUAUUAUUGUUCACAUAGGUGCAAUGCAAUUUUUCAUGCACAAAACUGAACAAGCUUUAGCAACUCUGAACACAGCGGCUACUGUUGACCCUAAAAAUCCUCUGUGCAAGUUUCAUCGUGGUUCAAUAUAUUAUCAACUAGGUAAACAUCAAGAAGCUCUUAAGGAAUUAGAAGAAUUAAAGCAAAUCGUGCCAAAAGAGUCAGUUGUAUUCUAUUUAAUUGGCAAAAUUCAUAAAACUCUUGGAAAUGUUGAUAAAGCAUUGAUGCAUUUUAGCUGGGCUACGGAUUUGGAUCCAAAAGGAGCAAACAAUCAGCUUAAAGAUGCGUUUGAUUCUAUAAAUCAUAAUCCACGUAGUAAUAAUGAAACUAAUAUCGGCAGUAGUAAUAACAGCAAUCCUGUUACAACCAAUAAUGCCGAUAUUACGAACGAAGCAAACUUUGGUGCUAGCAUUAGUAUAGCAACUGGAUUAAUGCAUAUUGAAGAAGAAUUAGAAAUUGAACCGGUUUCAGAACGCAGUGAUGAUUCAACGCAAGCACAACAUGAGCUUGACGCGUCAUACGAUAAUGAUAGUGACAAUUAUUAAGUUAAUAUUUUCAGAAAUAAACUAUUUCAUAUUGAACUAUAUGAUAACAUAAAAAUGCAAAAUUAAGAAAUUUUAUUGGAAAACAAAAAUAUAUAUUUAAAAUUGAAAUUAUAGUUAAAAUUAGUGUUUCGUAUCAAAUACAUGAAAAAAGUAAAUAGAAUGCUUUUUAUUUGAUAUAGGGAAGAUUAAAUAACAAAAUGAAUGCAAAUGUGUUCCACGUAGUUGAAAUAUUUAAAUUAUUAUUGAUCUGAAAAGUUUUUAAAGCAAAAAAGUGUUAUUCGAUGGAUUAAAUGGAUUCAUGCAUUCUUGGCUGAUUCAAUAACAAUGUAAUAUCGGGAUUUUUGCUAAUAUAUUUUAUAAUUGUAGAUAGGUUAAAAAUGAAAUAAAUUUACUCAUGGUAUGUCGACUAUUCUAA